This is a messenger RNA of Phragmites australis (common reed), 1728 nucleotides long. RefSeq lists its product as uncharacterized. NCBI's taxonomy places the organism in Eukaryota, Viridiplantae, Streptophyta, Magnoliopsida, Poales, Poaceae. Gene Ontology annotation, cellular component: transcription factor TFIIA complex. The transcript has 11 exons. The record is from RefSeq and is a predicted model, not a curated record. The coding region runs from base 161 to 1342 and encodes 393 amino acids. Gene Ontology annotation, biological process: transcription by RNA polymerase II; transcription initiation at RNA polymerase II promoter.
CGGAUGCAAACCUAUUUAUAUUCUCUCCUUAAUUCCCCAUCCCUCUCGUCCGCCUUCGCCUCCUCCUCCUCCCCAUCCCCUCCUCCUUCCCCGACACAGCCCCGCCUCGCCCUUGCCUCCGGCCACCGAAACCCUAACCCUAGGCACCUCCGCCGCCUCCAUGGCGAGCAGCAACGUCUCCACAGUCUACAUCUCCGUCAUCGACGACGUCAUCGCCAAGGUCCGCGAGGAUUUCAUCACCUACGGGGUGGGCGACGCCGUCCUGAACGAGCUCCAGGCCCUCUGGGAGAUGAAGAUGCUGCACUGCGGCGCAAUCUCGGGGAACAUCGACCGCUCCAAGACGACCGCCGCGUCCGCCGGAGGCGCCGCUGGCGCGACCCCACCAGUGCACGACCUCAACGUGCCCUACGAGGCCACAUCCGAGGAGUACGCCACCCCAACCGCCGACAUGCUGUUCCCACCGACGCCGCUGCAGACUCCAAUCCAGACUCCGCUGCCAGGGACGGACGCAGGGAUGUACAACAUACCCACCGGCCCUUCGGACUAUGCACCAUCACCGAUAAGUAAUGUUAGGAAUGGAAUGGCGAUGAAUGGGGUGGAUCCAAAGACUGGCAGCCCAAGCCCCUACAUGCAGCCACCUUCUCCUUGGAUGAAUCAGAGGCCGCUGGGUGUUGAUGUGAAUGUUGCUUACGUGGAGAGCCGUGAGGAUCCGGACAGGGGAGUGGAGCCUCAGCCACUGACUCAGGAUUUCCUGAUGAUGUCUUCUGGAAAGCGCAAGAGGGAUGAGUAUCCUGGUCAGCUCCCUUCUGGUUCUUUUGUACCACAACAAGAUGGAAGUUCUGAUCAGAUUGUAGAAUUUGUUGCGUCAAAGGAGAACGCACACCAACUUUGGAGUUCCAUCAUCAACAAGCAAGAGACAUCAACUAAGACAUCCUCCAUCAAAAAAAGGACAGUCAGUCCAGUUGUUCCACAGCGUGAUGGGAUUCAAGAUGACUAUAAUGAUCAAUUUUUCUUUCCAGGAGUCCCAACUGAAGAUUAUAAUACCCCUGGUGAAUCUGUGGAGUAUCGAGCUCCCACGCCUGCUGUUGAAACGCCAAAACCAAGAAACGAUGUAGGGGAUGAUGAUGAACCUCCGCUUAAUGAAGAUGACGAUGAUGACGACGAGUUAGAUGACCUUGAGCAAGGGGAGGAUGAACCUAACACACAACAUCUUGUACUUGCACAGUUUGACAAAGUGACAAGGACCAAGAAUCGUUGGAAGUGCACUUUGAAGGAUGGAAUCAUGCAUUUGAAUGGUAGAGAUGUUCUAUUUAACAAGGCAACAGGAGAGUUUGAUUUUUGAAUUUUGCGAUGAAGAGGGGCUAUUUUAGAAGCUGCUGUAUGGACAUAUCUUUGUCUUCGACAUAAGAACGGGGAGGUGGCGAAGUGUUAUGGUGUGAUGGGGUCUAGGCAGUAUGGCUCUGUCGUGUUUUCUUGAUGCUUAGCUUCCCCAGUUUGGUUUGUCACCGCAACUGUCGUCGCGCUGUAAAAAUGUUACUGUUGGGGCUGCUGUAGACAUUUCACUGGGAUGGUCUCUUAAAGCUGGUGGGGAUUUAUGCUAGAUAUUUUUCCUGUAAGACUGUUGUGCCGCUCUAGCACGUCGAGCUCUGAUUGCGCUCGUGUACACACUCGUCCGUAUGUUCUCAUCCAUACAAAAACGCUGGCAGAGAGAGCGAUACCUGCGGUCGU